AAAUUGAACACUUCCUUUUGCAGGCCCAAAUCGCCUUUCUUCAAGGUGAAAGGAAGGGACAGGAAAAUCUGAAGAAGGAUCUAGUGCGAAGAAUCAAAAUGCUGGAGUAUGCGCUCAAACAGGAAAGGGCUAAAUACCACAAAUUAAAAUAUGGCACAGAACUGAAUCAGGGAGAUAUGAAGCCACCGAACUAUGAUUCUGAUGAAGGGAAUGAGACAGAGAUUCAGCCACAACAGAACAGUCAGCUAAUAUGGAAACAAGGACGACAGCUGUUAAGACAGUAUCUACAAGAAGUGGGCUACACCGACACGAUAUUGGAUGUGAAAUCAAAACGAGUGCGAGCUUUAUUGGGCCUCUCGAGUGAUGCUUCAGAGAAAGAGAACAGAAAUCAAGAGCCAAUGGUAAAUGGCACAGAGGGCCAGAUUAAAGAAAACGCAAUGAUCGGGAAACCUGAAUUGACUGACUCUGCCUCUCUGCUAGAGACCUUCAAGUUUCUUGAAAAUGCAGCUGCAGACUUUAGUGAUGAGGAAGAUGAAGAAGAUAUUGAAGGAAGAGAGAAAACAAUCAUUGAUACCGCAACAAUUGUAAGGAAAAGAGUGCUGUCUGACAGCAGUGAAGACAGAGAUACAGAAGAAGCUUUGAAAGAGUUUGACUUUUUGGUUACCUCAGAUGAUGGUGAUGGGGAAUCGAGAAGUUCGGGAGAUGGAACAGACUGGGAAAAGGAAGACCAGUGUCUCAUGCCUGAAGCCUGGAAUGUCGACCAGGGAGUUAUAACCAAACUCAAGGAACAAUACAAAAAGGAGCGCAAGGGGAAAAAGGGGGUGAAGAGAAAAACUACCGAAGAUAUGUUUCAGCCUCAAUCCUAUAUAAAACAGUCAAAACAGGGAUGUGGGAAAAUGAUGGAGCAAAGCACAGGGCCCAACAGGUCAAAGCUGCAAGAUAUGCUUGCAAACUUGAGAGAUGUUGAUGAUCUCCCUUCAUUGCAGCCAUCUGUUGCACCUUCUUCUAGGCCCAGUAGCUCAAGGCUCAUUGAACAUGAGAUAAACAGGACGGAUGAAGUGGAAGCUUUAACAUUCCCUCCCUCCUCAGGGAAAUCUUUCAUUAUGGGAACAGAUGAAGCCCUUGAAAAUGAACUGGGUCUUGGAGAACUGGCAGGCCUUACUGUAGCAAAUGAGGCAGAUUCGCUGACUUACGAUAUAGCCAACAAUAAGGAUGCAUUGAGAAAGACUUGGAACCCCAAAUUUACGUUAAGAAGUCACUUUGAUGGAAUAAGAGGUCUCGCUUUUCAUCCGGUUGAACCAGUCUUAAUAACAGCUUCAGAAGACCAUACAUUAAAAAUGUGGAAUUUACAAAAAACAGCCCCAGCAAAAAAGAGUGCUUCUCUUGAUGUAGAGCCAAUAUAUACCUUCCGAGCGCAUAAUGGACCAGUGCUCUGUGUGGUGAUGAGCAGUAAUGGUGAGCAGUGCUACAGUGGGGGAACGGAUGGCCUCAUCCAUGGCUGGAACACAACCAACCCGAACAUCGACCCCUAUGACUCUUACGAUCCAUCUGUUCUAAGAGGUGCUUUUGUAGGCCAUACUGAUGCAGUGUGGGGUCUGGUUUACAGUGGAGCUCACCAGCGCUUGCUGUCCUGUUCAGCAGACGGCACUAUACGUUUAUGGAAAGCUACAGAAAUUGCUCCAGCUCUCAAUAUAUUUAAUGAUAAUCAAGAAAUGGGAAUCCCUUCAUCAGUAGACCUUGUGAGCAGUGACCCAAGCCUCAUGGUAGCAUCAUUUAACAGUGGGCACACUAGCAUUUUUAACAUGGAGACACGGCAACGAAUUCUUACCCUGGAGUCCAGUGUGGAUACUACAGUCAGCUCUUCCUGUCAGAUAAACAGAGUCAUCAGCCAUCCAACUCUUCCAAUUAGUAUCACUGCUCAUGAAGACAGACACAUCAAAUUCUACGACAAUAAUACAGGAAAACUGAUCCACUCCAUGGUGGCUCACUUAGAUGCAGUUACAAGUUUAGCUGUUGAUCCUAAUGGCUUGUAUUUGAUGUCUGGCAGCCACGACUGCUCGAUUCGCUUGUGGAAUCUGGAAAGCAAGACCUGCAUUCAAGAAUUUACCGCUCAUCGCAAAAAAUUUGAUGAGUCCAUUCAUGAUGUGGCAUUCCACCCAUCCAAAUGUUAUAUUGCCAGUGCAGGAGCAGAUGCCCUGGCUAAAGUGUUUGUAUGACAGAGUGUUUGCCAUUCAACUUUAGCAUUGUAUAUAUUUAACCAGCUGCACAAAAGAGAAGAGGAGGGCAUGAGUUGUUUUAUCUUGCCCUAUAAUUCAGAGAAUGUUUGUAAGUGUUUAGUUUUGCAGGGUGCUGUUUUCUAAAAUGACAUUUGUUCUGGUUUCUGUGAGCUCAGCUGGUGCUGAGAGCUUGGAAUCUCUCAGUUACAAAUAGUUAAAAAAAAAAAAAAAAAGCUUUUAUUUAGGGGGUGUGAAUUUUCGUCCAGGCAGGCCUUGGGUGAAACUAGGUCUACAUAUUCUCUAUUAAUAAAAUGGAGUACUGGAGAAAAGGGGUCUAAUUGCAUCAGGGAGUAGGAAAAGAGGGAAACUUCCUAGGAUGCUUCUCAUGGAGGAAUCUUAAUGUACUCAAAUCACCUGGAAAAAGUGAUUCAAAGUCAGUUCACUUUCUCAUAUCAUGUGAGAGGCACUUGGUCAUCCCUUUGGUAUGAAUAAAGUAGAUCUUGUUCAGAGAGCAGUAGCGGAUAGUUAAUUUCAGCCACCUGGCUGCUAGCCUAAAAUAAAUGCAAUUAAAGGAAGGCAAAUUACUAACAUAAAUUAAAAUGCAGUAAAGUUUCUGUUGCAUCUUCUGUGUUUCUCAGUAAAUAUUUAGUUUGCAAAACAAUUUAUAUAAUUUUUUUAAGACUGUAUUAGCGUAUGGCUAGAAACUGAGCCUUUAGUCUAAAUCCCAAUUAACAACAGACUGACACAGUCUGUGUAUACUGUAGUAGCAAAUUUAACUUAUUCAGAUUUUAAUGCUGUUUAUUCUUGGAGAUCUGGCACAAGAAAUUAUCACAAGGCUUUCCAAAGAAGCUCUCUUACAAUUUUAGCUAUCAAACAUUCAUCUCCUCUUUCUGUUCCUGCUAAAAAGGGUAUCAUUCUGGGCAUUAAGGAUGAACAGUGAAAUACUUCAUUUGAAGAUUAAAUCUGAUGCUUUGUUUGAGUCCUUUUAUUGGAAUAGGUAGGAACUAUACAGAGUUCCAUCAGUUUGAGAGAUUCUGCUACUGCUAGAGAUAUUUCCCAGCUGCACCAUUUGAGGUACUUUUUACCUUGUCGACUUUACCGGGUGUAUGUGCCAUUGACUGGGUUACCUGAAGAAUGACUAAAUACUCAACAGAUGUGCUUUGUUUAUCUAUUCAGAGCUUCUCUGUUGAUUCGACAAAUAAUUUCUAAUGCAAUCUGUUAAUAUUUUUAUCCCUUCUUAAAGGAAGGUGAGUAGAUUCUUUUAUGUUAUGUGUCAUCAUCAGAAUUAUUACUAUUCAUAAGCAUGAAGCUGGUGUUUUUCUCUGAUGGGAAUGGAAGCAGAAUUUCUGCCGGAGUUGAUUUCUGGUGCAGAUAUGAGUAGGAAAGAAUCCAGUGCAACUCUUCAUAUACCAGCCUGAGGUUAAGACUGGAAACUGAUAAAUAAAUCUUUACCUUUAAACUGACACUUCAUAAGCAGGAGUCAUUGAAAGAUAUCAACGUAAGGUUUGACUAUGUUGUUUCUAGAGUGCCAUUUGGGGAUGGGACCACAUUUGAAGUUGAUCUCAGAGUUUAAACCAAGUAUAUUAUUUAGAAUAAAAGGUUGACCUGUGCUGUUUGAGCCUGCAACACAUUAUAUGUACUGCUAAAAUAUCCUGGAAUACCUUUUAUUGCUCAGAAUAUUCACAUAUGUCACUUCAUGAUAUUGAUAUGCAAUAUAUUUCCUUAGAUAAGAUUAGAACUUUUACCAUGAAACAGAUGACUACAAUAAUAAUACAGAUUAUUUAGUUUUUAUAAAAUGUUUUGGUUAUGAUGAAAAGGAGGAAACUUGGCUGCAAAACUGAGCAUUCAACUUUGUGAGAGUUCUGUGUACUUGACUCAUAUUCUUUCAGUGUCAUCAUUUUAUUUCUUUUUGAAG
Molecule: messenger RNA, 4131 nt
Organism: Ficedula albicollis (Collared flycatcher)
Lineage: Eukaryota; Metazoa; Chordata; Aves; Passeriformes; Muscicapidae
Gene: STRN
Product: striatin
Exons: 18
Coding region: 99-2216 (705 amino acids)
Cellular component (GO): dendrite
Molecular function (GO): protein-containing complex binding; calmodulin binding; armadillo repeat domain binding
Source: RefSeq, a predicted model, not a curated record